ACUUCCAACAGGUGUGUUCUUCUCUCUCUCUCUCUCUCUCUUAGCCAUGUCUCCAUGCAAGAUCAUGAAGUGCAACUCCGAAUUUUUAGCCGCAACUUCAGGGACGCAGCCCCCAGCCGCUGAGGAUGCUCCUGAGUUCUGCACUGCCUUGCGCGCCUAUGCCCUCUGCACCCACCACACGGCUCGCACCUGCCGGGGAGACCUCUUCUACCACUCUGCAGUCCACGGCAUUGAUGAUCUCAUGACCCAACACAACUGCUCCAAAGAUGGGCCCACCUCCCAGCCUCGCCUCCCGCCGCUGUCCCGGGGCGACAGCCAGGAGCGCUCAGACAGCCCCGAGAGCUGCCAUUACGAACGUAGCUUCCACAAACACUCCUUGCGCCCCAACUACACCCACUGUGGGCUGUUUGGAGACCCCCACCUGCGGACAUUUUCGGACAGCUUCCAGACAUGCAAAAUCCAAGGGGCCUGGCCGCUCAUUGACAACAACUACCUGAAUGUGCAAGUCACCAAUACUCCUGUCUUGCCUGGUUCCCUGGCAACGGCCACCACCAAGCUCACUAUCAUUUUCAAGAGCUUCCAGGAGUGUGUGGAUCAAAAAGUGUACCAGGCAGAGAUGGAUGAACUCCCAGCAGCCUUUGCUGAUGGCUCGAAGAAUGGUGGUGACAAGCAUGGUGCCAACAGUCUGAAGAUCACAGAGAAGGUCUCUGGCCAACACAUUGAGAUCCAGGCCAAGUACAUUGGCACCACCAUCGUAGUGAGGCAAGUCGGUCGCUACCUCACUUUUGCCGUCCGGAUGCCAGAGGAGGUCGUGAAACCUGUGGAGGAUGGAGACAACCAGGGCCUCUAUCUUUGCCUCCGGGGUUGUCCAUUUAACCAGCAGCUAGAUUUCCAUGCCUUCCCUCCCACCCCAAAGGCUACUGAAAACCGCCCUCACCGGAAAGGCUCAAAUCCAUCUUCUUCACCGGAGGUGUUUACCUAUGAAUUGGCCACAGCCAAAUGCAAAGAGAAGCUUCCAGUUGAGGAUUUGUACUUCCAGUCCUGUGUCUUUGAUCUCUUGACAACCGGCGACGUCAACUUCACACUUGCUGCUUAUUAUGCUUUUGAAGACGUCAAGAUGCUCCACUCCAACAAAGACAAGCUUCACCUGUUUGAAAGGACACGAGACUUGGAGUCAGGUGGUAUGGCCACCUCCGAGCUUUCCAUGGCUCUAUUUCUUUCGCUCUUGGCAUUUCUCUGCUUGAAUCAAAGUCCAUCCCUUUUCUUGUAGACUGGUCUAGACCCACUUGGUUGAGCUGGGAAACCAAGGAACGCUGUUAUGGUUUGGGGCAGGUGUGAAACUGAAGCAAAUGGGGAUUGUGUUGACCCAGGUACGUCUAGAAAACACGACUUUGGAUCUUCCUGUCAACAUCUUCCUGUCAACAAAAUCUUCCUCCAUGUGGAAGGGUUGUCAGAGGUCCCAUCAGCCAUGUUUCUUCUUCCUCCAGUUGCUACAGAUGAUGGAGAGCUCUUCCUUCUCACUUUUCUUGAAUGCCUUUUUUCACUGGCGACGGCAUUUGUAUAAUAGUGUUUGGAGAGGCAACCGGAACUGUUGCUCCUGGACUGGGCAUAUAGUGCUUGGAGAUUACAGAAGACCGUUCAAAGACUCUCUAAGUGGGCCAGACAUAGGCGAGUCCCAUGACCUUGGGGCCUGCUUUUGCAUCCUACUCAUGAAAACUGGGCUCGCGUAGUUGCAUCCUUGUGCAUGGGAGCCUGCUGUUGCACACCUCUCUCCAGUUUGGCUUGGGCAGCUGCUGGCAGCUGCUGUUGGUUGGUUGAGUGGGUGCCGUGGAACUAACCUGCAAGGUUUUGAUUGUCCCUUUGCCUCCUCUGGGCAGACGCCACCCCUACAAACUCAUUUCCUUCCUCGCUCACUCUAUUUUGGUCUCCUUCAUAGAAAAUGGCUUCCUUUCACCUUGGCAGAGGAUGAACCGGGGAGGAGUGGGUGGGAUGACCUGGUUUCAUGGGCAAUGUGAGCCGAUUGUGUUUCUUUCCAACUCUUGGGCGUGGAUCGAGAAUCACAAAGCUUCUCCUGUUUUCAAACUCGUUGUCCACUCCUGUUCUGGUACUUAGGAAAAUAAGCUAGGGAACUAGGCCAGUAUAACUCCAGUCUGUGUCGCUCUAGGUGCAAAUCUUCUGGAUUACAUAAUCCUCAAGUCUUUCAUUUUUGGAAAACAAACCAUGCCAAUCCAUAGGAGAGCUGGAACAUCUUUUUCAGUGGUGCUGGUUUUCAGACCGCAGUUGCACAUUCUUCUCCAAUGACUUGUCCCUUCCUGCUUCUGCAGAGGGCAUGAUGAGUUGCUCCGGUCACUCCCCCUGCUGAGAAGGCUACCUGCUGAGUUGGUGGCAUUACUCUACCAAUCAGGUCUUGUAUUAUAGAACAGAAUUCUUUAUUGGCCGAGUGUGAUUGAACACACAAGGAAUUUGUCUCUGGUGCAAAAGCUCGUAUUGCAUAAAAAACAAGUAUUGGGUCAUAGGUCAUAAUCAUAAAUCAAUUAUCGUCAGGAAGCUCACACCAAAUUGACUGGCAAUUUAUAAAAAAAAAUUGGGCUGCGCAUUUCCCACAAGGUGGGUAGGCCUCAUAAACAAUGCCAUUGUUUUAUUCGAGGGAUGAAGGUGGAGGUGGAAGGUCUGCCUCAGUAUUCUGGAAAUACCGUUUUACAAAAUGCAGCUUCUUUAGGUCCGUGUUUUUCUUUGGCAACACCUGAGCUAAGGAAUCUCUGAAUCAUUAUGUUGGGUUUAGGUCAAGGUGCCAGAUGAGAAGUCUCCCAUCCUAAAACUGAUCCCUGUCUAUUUUGAAUACACCAUAGUGGGUGUAUUCCCAUUCUUGGGGACAUAUUGGGUGGGUGUGUUUGCUGUGUAUAUUGACAACAUGCAAGUUUUAGGGAAACCUUUGAAAGUGAGCUCAAUCUGCUCCCAAAUUGUGAACCGUAUCUGUCCAUCACACCAGCAGAAGGACAUCCAGAUAGAUAUACACAAAGCCUUGUUUUCACAUGCUUCUUGGAGAAAUCAGUGACUUGUUUCUACCAAGAACAUUCCAAGUUCAUUGGGCCAAUGUUCAUUGUCUGACUGCCAUUUUCAUCCCAGUUUCACCGUGGGCAAUACCCAUUCAGCAAAGAAACACAAGGGUGUAGCCACUGGAUGCAGGUGUUUGCUUGUUAUGAUACAUAGAGUGUUGUGUUGGUUCAGUGUGAGUGAGCAAAGAGAUGGGAUUCCCCUGCUUCCUUCCUAAAAUAUUAAAAGGAAUACUUUUAUUACUUCUCUUCAUGAUUGGUUCAUCAGUGGACAUGAAUGUCUUCUCCAUUGCUUUGUGUCAGUUUGAGGAAACCAAAUUGGGGCCACUUAGAGAGGGUCCUAGGGGAGACCGGGUGCUCUCUUGCCACAUUUUCAGAUGUCUAGAAAGUCCAGGUGGAUGUCUCUCUCUGCCCACAUUUUGCCCCAAAGUACCAGGAGCAAAGAAUGCUGUGAUCUUACUUAAAUGGUAGGUCAGAAUGUCGUGUGAAUGGUUCAUCCCACAGGACAGGUAGUCCUUGACCUACGACCACAAUGAAGCCCAAAAUUUCUUUUGCUAAGGGAGACAUCUUUUAAGUGAGCUUUGCCCCAUUUUAUGGCCUUUCUUGCCACCGUUGUUAAGUGAAUCACUCCAGUUGAUAAGUUCUUAACCUGCUUGUUAAGGGAACCUGGCUUCCCCUUUGACUUUGCUGGUCAGGAGGUUGCAAAAGGGGAUCCCACAACCUUGGGGCUCAGUUGCCGAGCCGCUGAGUGUUGAUCACAGGAUCAUGAGGAGGCUUCAAAGGUUGUAACUGAAAAAUGGUCGUAAGUCACUUUUUUCAGUGCCGUUGUAACUUUGAACAGUCACUAAAUGAACUUUUGUAAGUUGAGGACUUCCUGUAUUGUCUCCACCAAGAUGCUUACAAUCCUCCACCUUCUAAAGUUGCAACUGCAAUUGCUCUGAGAGUGAUUGCAAACUUGUAGUCUAGAUGGACCAUCUCCAACUUUUGUGUAGGUGUUCACAACAAGCUAGAAGGACACCACAAACAUCACUAUAUAAUUGCACCCAUAAUGAAAUCACAACACAGGUGACAUUCUGUGCAAACAGAUUAUUCCUACCGUGGCCUUUUUGAUUUUACGGUGGAUAUCCCAAUAUAUUUGGAGAAGAAAGAUAGGAAAUCUGACUCGGUACUAGUUCAAUAGGUGUCCCAGGUUGGCUGCCAUAGUUUUCAUUUCAUUACAGAGCCUGGUGGCACUGAGAGAGAGGGGGUGAAUAUUCUCCACACAGUGCUUGGUUGCCAGGAUUUAUCACCAUUGACCCUAUUUAGGUGGCAUUUCAGGCAAGUUGGCUUGGAGUAAAAAUCCUAGAUGGUAGGUAGAUCCCAGGGAUGAGUGACUGUGAAGAGUGAAGAUCAGCUUGCCUUCAUAAUUCAUGCAUCGUUGCAUAAACCGAUAGCACCCAUUUCCAUUCAGUUCUGAAACACAAUCCAUUAACACAAAGGUCACCCAGCUUUUCCAAAUGUCCAUCAUUUAUUUCUUGAAGCUUCUUCCAAGCUGUGACAGAAGAAAUGCAGUGUGAUUUUUUAAAAAUCUUUUUUGCCAAAGUAGCAUUUAGGGAACCGGAUAAACCGUAUAUGAAAUUGCUAAACCAUAUUGCUAACUACAACUAUAACUCCCCUGCCAAUGAUGUCACUACAGGAGGAGGGGGACUUUAAUCCAAGUUGACUGGCUAUUAUCAAAAUGGCAUUUCAUUUUAGCAUUUCAUAAAUCAAAAUUCUUGAAAAGAGUAAAAUUUAACAAAUUGGGAAGUUUUUCUUAACCAAUUGUCAUCUUCCAUUUCCCUCAACUUAUUUCUCUGAUUACAGUGAGCUCUAAAACCAUUUCCCAGGUGUUGGAAUAUUGUUUUUUAACCCUCUAGUUAUUAACAAAGCACUUUAUUUUGUAUUAUCUCCAGUCAUAUUUUGGCUUCUGAGUGAAUUCAGCCUAUGAAGACCCAAGAGGCUCUGAAUGAAAAUCUGAAUAAAAACAGGGAAAGCGUUUAACAAAUACACUGCCUCCCUCUCCAGCUUAUUGCAUGUGUGUGGAAAUUGUAUGGGGUGUUGUGAUGUAAAUAUUGUAAAUUAUUUAUUGAAU
Messenger RNA from Notechis scutatus (mainland tiger snake), 5163 nucleotides. The record is from RefSeq and is a predicted model, not a curated record. Lineage: Eukaryota; Metazoa; Chordata; Lepidosauria; Squamata; Elapidae.